Alosa sapidissima (American shad) is the source of this 2850-nucleotide messenger RNA. It is a transcript of the gene adkb, whose product is annotated as adenosine kinase b. Gene Ontology annotation, biological process: purine ribonucleoside salvage. Gene Ontology annotation, molecular function: adenosine kinase activity. Gene Ontology annotation, cellular component: cytosol; nucleus. The coding region runs from base 1051 to 2019 and encodes 322 amino acids. The record is from RefSeq and is a predicted model, not a curated record. The transcript has 9 exons. NCBI's taxonomy places the organism in Eukaryota, Metazoa, Chordata, Actinopteri, Clupeiformes, Clupeidae.
CUAGACAUGGCACCUGGAAUGCGUCUUCGUUACGUGAAGGAACUGCUUGCAAGUGAAAGAUAGCUGUAGCCUACGUUACCUAAAAUUAGCUUUAACAGCGUUAUGCAAGAUGCUAAACAUUGUGCUGGAUUAGUAGAGUAUUUAGUUGACAUUAGUCAGUAUUAACUAAUCUAAUAUUGCAAAUAAGGAUAUGUAUUUGCUGAAAGGCCAAAUGUGCAACAGUGUGACGAUAAGUCGAUAUGAGCCCUAUGAUGCUCGAGCUAGCUAGCUCUUGACGGCUGGCUAACGUUAAUGUUAUGACAGGGAUGCUCAAUGAAUUCAUGCUGUAGAUUAGCCCCUCCGUAUGCUAUAUUGUUAGUAAUAUUGGCAGCUGUAGUAACGUUGACGUUAGCUGUUAAGGUGACAAUUGACGUUAAUGAAAGUUGAGGAUGCCGAGGUUGGUUCAUCUUAUUAGACGCAAUGGGCCCUUUGCGAAAGACUAGCCUGCAGCAAAAGCACGAGGUAAGUUCUCUUGAAUUGAAAUGAUGUUGGUUGAGAGCUUGGUCAAUGUCAACUGCACGGAAUGACUCUUGACAGUGAUUAGUUGGCUGCAAUGCACAAAGCAGUGAGUGCAUAGCACAUACGAUACGACUGUCACGUGUUUUUGGCUGUCAAAAUGAGCUUUGUAUAGGUCGGGAAUACCUUUUCAGUUAGAUGGAUAGUCGCCACUUCAGAACCCAGCAAACGGCAGAUUUCUGCGCCACGGUGAACAACAUUACCAUAAUCAUUGCGAUCAACCACGCAUUUUGAAGGCAAAUAUGAUUUUCCAUCAAGACCCAAAAUAGACGAUGCAUUUUCAACCAACCAGAUUCUUGGAGAAAAGCACACGUGCCUCCCACUUCUGGAUGUAACCAAUCAGUUUAGCAAACAGUUGUUGGGUUCCGGUUUCAACAAAAUUAGACAACUAAAACGCAUGCUGUCCCUCCUGGAUGUUGAUAUUGAGAUUUUAAAAGCCGUGAACGCUUGAAGCCACAGUUUGUCAACACUUAGAGAGCUCCGGUAUCAACAGCCAUGCCAGCUUCCAGCCAAAAUGCCCUGUUUGGGAUGGGAAACCCUCUGCUGGACAUUUCUGCGGUGGUGGACAAGGACUUCUUGGACAAGUACGGACUGAAGCCCAAUGACCAGAUCCUGGCAGAGGACAAACACAAAGAACUGUUUGAUGAGAUUGCCAAGAAGAGCAAAGUGGAGUACCAUGCCGGAGGCUCAACGCAGAACUCUGUCAAAAUUGCCCAGUGGAUGAUCCAGGAGCCCCACAAAGUGGCCACGUUCUUUGGCUGCAUCGGCACGGACCGCUUCGGUGAGAUCCUCAAGCAGAAGGCCGCGGAGGCCCACGUGGACGCGCAGUACUACGAGCAGAGCCAGGAGCCCACCGGCACAUGUGCUGCCUGCAUCACAGGAGAGAACAGGUCCCUGGUUGCUAAUCUGGCCGCGGCGAACUGCUACAGCAAAGAGAAGCACCUGGACCUGGACGCCAACUGGGGCCUGGUGGAGAAGGCCCGCGUCUUCUACAUUGCAGGCUUUUUCUUGACCGUGUCGCCAGCCUCCAUUCUGAAGGUGGCCAAGCACGCAUCAGAGAACAACAAGGUGUUUGGCCUGAACCUGUCAGCGCCGUUCAUCAGUCAGUUCUUCAAGGAGCAACUCAUGAGCGUCAUGCCCUACGUGGACGUUUUAUUCGGCAAUGAAACGCUCUCUCUCUCUCUCUCUCUCUCUUUCUCUUUCUCUCUCUCUCUAUCACUUCUUCGCCUCUUCUUCAUUUCUGUUCUCCCAGGUGAUAAUGUGACGAAUUUCCCAGUGCUAGACAUUGAUCAGAAUGACAUUGUGGACACUAACGGGGCUGGAGAUGCUUUUGUUGGAGGUUUCCUGUCGGAACUGGUCCUGGAGAAGCCCCUGGAGCAGUGCAUCCGGGCCGGCCACUACGCCGCCAACGUCAUCAUCCGGCGUGCGGGGUGCACCUUCCCAGACAAGCCCGACUUCCAAUAACCUCCACAACCUCACGCCUCUUCCUCCUCCUCUUCAUCUUCCUCUUCCCCUAAACACUGUGUAUUUCCAUAUCCUCUGCCUCUCUCUCUUUUUUGAUCUCUGCCUGUCCACGCAUUCACUAUAAAGUGCACUAUUAAAAACCAUAUAGUAGUUAUUCACUAUAUUGUGCACUGCAUGACGCUAUGUGCACUCUAAAGUAAACAACUAAUGAGGUUGCUAUUCACUUUAAAGUGCACUAUGUAGUGAGUGAGUGGAUAUUCUGAACAUAGACUCUUUUUGUUUUGUAUUUUUUCAGCCUCUGUAAUGUUGCCUGCAUCUCAGACUCUUAAUGUGCCUCUAUGUUUUUGUUUACACUUUCUAUUCCUUGGCAGGGCUCCACAGAUAUAGCAAAUGUGUAUGUCUGAUGCAUCACACUAAAAUUAAUUCCUCCGUGUGUGAGAAGCAGCCUGAACUUGAACUGUAGCUGUCCAAAACAGCAUCACAGUAGUCUUUUUUUUUUUACACACAAAUAGCAAUCUCCUUUGUAUUUAAUACUGAAAUGAAAGAAAAUAUGUAAAGAAAAUCCAGUAUUUGGAAUGCAAACAUAGAAUAGCAGUCAAAUGUAAGUGUAAUUGAGGUCAUAGAUUUCAUAUUUCAGGCUAAGGAACAAGAAUAGACAUAUUUGGCAAUUAUUGUUGUGAAGCUCAGGUUGUAUCUGUAAACACACAAUCCAAUAUGUAAAAGAAAAGGUACACGCUUGUUGUUUGUUGAAGGUCAAGAUCUGUCUGUAUACUCUAUAACACGGCCAAGCGUCAACGUAAUGCAAUCAGACAAGACAAAUAAAUAGAAGAA